AUAGCUUUAUGGCAUUUCAGUCUCGAUUCGGAAACACUGAUAUCAAGUUGGAUCCAAAAAUGAGUCUUGAAUUAUCCGAUCGCCAAAAGCAGUUCAUCGAAUCCAUAGCAACCUCAGAAGGUUUCAAUCAUUUCACAAUCGAAUUGGACCAUGGAUCUCUAAAAGGUGAUAACUAUUUCGGGAUAAUAACUGUGGUAACUGUUCAAGAGAUAAUAACAAAGAGAAAAUUACAUUUGAUCCUGAAAUCGGCACUUCAAGGAGAAAAUCUGAGAAAGAAAGUUCCUGUACACCAAGUAUAUGAACGAGAAAAUUUCCUUUAUAAUGUUAUUCUGAAAAACUUGGAUGAGCUUCAGAAAGAACACAAAGUGAAGGAAUUCUUUGACGGAACCGCCCGUUAUUUCGGAGGUUUAAGUGAGGUAAAUGAAGAGUGUCUUGUGUUGGAAAACCUGAAAGAAAGAGGUUUCAAACUUUGGGACAGAAAGAAACCGAUGGACUCUCAUCAUGUUGGAGCAGUUAUGGCACAGUAUGGAAAGUUUCAUGCUCUCUCUUACGCCCUGAAGAAGUUGAAACCAGCCGUGUUUUCGAAGAUUACAGAAAACUUUCACAAUGUUCUCAAUGAAAAUAUGACUAAUACGGAUCUGGAAGAUUCCAUGAUAAACACCAUGGAUAGAGCUUUCAAAGCCGUUAUGGGAAACAUGUCCGCCGUAGCUGGACUGAAAAGGUUUAUGGAAACUUCGAAAGUUUUCUUCAAGCAAACAUUGAAAGCUAAAGAUAAAUAUAGUGUUAUCCAACAUGGAGAUAGCUGGUGUAACAACAUUAUGUUCAAAUAUCAGGUUCGUAUUCAUAUACCUACAUAUACAUAUUUCAACUGA
Harmonia axyridis is the source of this 872-nucleotide messenger RNA. RefSeq lists its product as uncharacterized. The coding region runs from base 9 to 872 and encodes 287 amino acids. The transcript has a single exon. The record is from RefSeq and is a predicted model, not a curated record. NCBI's taxonomy places the organism in Eukaryota, Metazoa, Arthropoda, Insecta, Coleoptera, Coccinellidae.